GAGGUUAUCUUGACUUGAACCGCUGAUGAACUUGUCGUAUCUUGACCCGGUGAUAAAUUGAGAACGGAAGCAAUCUAAUUAAACGUUUGAUCAUCAUUCAUAAUGUUAAAGACAAAGCUUUAUGUUAAAGUCAGGUUAUAUCGUCAGUGGUGAAUGACUUCCUGGGUUGAUUGAUAGGCCUACUCACACUAAACUUACAAGAAAUAUUUGACAUUGACAGAAGGCCAGACAAUGAUCUCUCAACUAACAUCAGUCGCCACACUAUUAGUUGACAUCACAAUUUUGCUGCUCAAAGUUAUCAUUGGAGUGUUUGAAGCACUCUACCAAACUUUAGUACCGGUUCACGAAAAGUCUGUUGCCAAUGAAACUGUUUUGAUCACUGGAACAGGACAUGGCAUCGGUAGAGAACUCGCCCUGCAGUUUGCUCAACUGGGAGCUAAAAUCGUCUGUGUUGAUAUCAACAAAGAGGGCAACGAGGAGACAGUCAAGGAGCUGAAAGACAGAGGCUUCUCUAAAGUUCACAGAUUUGAAUGUGAUGUCUCGGACAGAGACCAAGUUGUACAGUUGGCCGCCAAGGUACAAAAGGAGGUGGGAGACGUGACUUAUCUAGUCAACAAUGCAGGCAUCAUGCCCUGCCACCCCUUCUCGUCUUCCUCCGCCGACGAGAUCAAGAAGAUCUUCGACAUCAAUGUGUUUGCACAUUUCUGGAUGCUGCAGAUGUUUCUGCCCAGCAUGGUUCGCAACAACCAUGGCCACGUGGUGGGCAUCUCCUCUAUGGCUGGAGUACUGGGUCUGAACAACCUUGUGCCAUAUUGUUCAUCCAAGUUUGCUGUAAGAGGUCUAAUGGAAGCUCUUGCAGAAGAGCUUAGAGAAGACAAGAGACAACUGAACAACAUCAAGUUUACUACUAUCUUCCCAUAUAUCGUCAACACCGGGCUGUGCAAGAAACCUAGGAUUAGGUUCCCAGGCCUUCUUGGCAUUGUUUCGCCCCAAGACGCAGCCAAACACAUCAUCCAGGCAGUGAGGAGGGACUACAGAGAGAUAUCUAUUCCUUCAGGACUGCUGGCAGUCAAUUACAUCUUGAGAAUGUUCCCGGUCAAAGUAACACUGAUGGUGAAGGAUUUUCUUGACAGCGGAUUAGAAUCCCACGACUGAUGCUACCAAGUACCAACGUUAGUUUAGGCUUACUGAAUUGUUAUAUAAGACUUCUUUUGUACAUUGCAAUUUGAUUUCUGAAAUUUAGUUACUGUCCAGUUUCCCCUUAAGUAUUUAAUGGAGAAUUUUAUUCAAUGCAACUUAGUUGCGACAUUGUGUUAACAGUAUGAAGACUUUUAUCCUCAUUUCAUUAAACCUUAAGGGAAACUAGUUUAAAGGUAUACAACUGGAUUGCUCUUUAUUUCAAAUAAAUCUAAAUCUGACAGGGAUAAAACUUGAAUCUAUUACCUUGCAACUGGAUUUUGAAAUCAAAGCUGCAACGUACAUUAGAGACCAGCAUAAUUAUUUUGCAUUUAUUCUGAGUUAGAUUACCUCUCAACAUUUCAUCACACGUGUUCCUAUUUUCAUCACAACAUUUUCAUGACAUUUAAAUGUGUUAAAGACAUUAUAACAAGUAAGACCAUUAAUUUUACUUGUAUAUUUACGUUUACGUGUAAGUAGGUCUAGGAAACAUGAUUCAUGACAUUUCAAUUCUUGCCAUUUCAAAUAAACUGUAUUUACUUUGAAGGA
Messenger RNA from Macrosteles quadrilineatus (aster leafhopper), 1725 nucleotides. Its product is annotated as epidermal retinol dehydrogenase 2. The transcript is spliced from 8 exons. Bases 232 to 1155 code for a protein of 307 amino acids. The record is from RefSeq and is a predicted model, not a curated record. Gene Ontology annotation, molecular function: oxidoreductase activity, acting on the CH-OH group of donors, NAD or NADP as acceptor. Gene Ontology annotation, cellular component: lipid droplet. NCBI's taxonomy places the organism in Eukaryota, Metazoa, Arthropoda, Insecta, Hemiptera, Cicadellidae.